CCCCACCUUUUGUCUUUCCCGCACCGUCAAUCAAAAUAGAAAAAAUCCACUCGAACCACCGAUCGCAGCCCGCCUUUGAUUAAAAUAAUCAUGUUUGGCGUUUAAAUAAAUUGAAAAUCUCCCGAUUAAAGCCAUUCACGCUAUGACUGGUACGUAAUAUUUAACCGGAUUGAAGCAUAGCACCGCCGAUGAGUGCACUGUAGAUAGCAGCUAGCUUUAGCUGAGUCUGUGGCUAAUCUCUUCCAGCGCAGCCAGUAGUUUAGCGAAACACAAAAGUGAACAUUUGCUGCGCAUCUAACCCUUCCAGACUGCUGCAAUGGAGCCCCUGAACAGCCAGUGAAACAGGAGGAAAUGGCUGCCUUGGACGCGGACUACCUGCAGGCUCAGCACAGCGGCGGCGGAGACAAGGACACUCAGCCGUCACCGCUCGCUUUGCUGGCUGCUACCUGCAGCAAGAUCGGGUAUCCGUCGACAGGACAGGAUAACGGUGGUGCCGCUGGCGUGACGACGGACCUGACGUCCAUACAGUUGACAGGGACGUCAGAACGAUGGGAGGUGUUGACUCCCACGGCGACGGUCAAGGAGGAGCCGGGCGUGGUGCAUAUUCCGAACGCGGGGAUCGUGACGUCGAACGGACAGUACGUUCUGCAGAACCUGCAGAGCCAGCCCAUUUUCGUGGCGUCGGGGGCGGACGGGUCCGCCGGUGCAGUGCCUAACAUUCAGUACCAGGUAAUCCCGCAGAUCCACGACGGACAGAUGGGCUUCGCCUCGGCCGUGGACGGGUCCUCCCUGGGCCAGGCCUCGGGGCAGAUCCAGAUCCUGCAGGACGCGGGUCAGGGCAUGGGCUCCUCCGGGGCCUCCGCCGACAUCCUCACCAGCACACAGAACCUCAUAUCCCAGCAGAUCCAGGGAGUUUCCAUCGGCGGCUCCACGUACAGCAACCAGGGUCAGGUCGUCGCCAACGUGCCUGUGGGGCUGCCGGGGAACAUCACCUUCGUUCCCAUCAGCAGCGUGGACUUGGACUCGCUGGGGCUGUCGGGGGCGCAGACGAUAGCCACGGGGGUCACCCCCGACGGGCAGCUCAUCAUGGCGGACGGCUCGGACAAGGCGCGCGAGCAGCACGCGCUCUCGGCCAACAGCCAGGACAUGUACGCGCCCGCCACUUCCUCUUCCUCCCGCCUCCCCGAGACGAUAGACGGCACGGGGGUGCUGACCCAGGCCACCGCCGGUCAGCCGGAGGGCUACGGCCCCCAGGUCCAGAACGUUCCGGCGUUGUCCUCCGCGCAGCAGGUGCUGCAGCUGCAGCAGGACGGCGAGGCGCAGGGUGUGUCGCAGCAGCAGCAGCAGCAGCAGCAGGUGCAGAACCUGCAGCUGCUCAACCCGGGCACCUUCCUCAUCCAGGCGCAGACGCUGACGCCGUCGGGCCAGAUCCAGUGGCAGACCUUCCAGGUGCAGGGCGUGCAGAACCUGCAGAACCUGCAGCUGCAGGGGGCGGGCGGGGCGCAGCAGAUCACGCUGGCGCCCGUGCAGACGGUGUCCCUGGGCCAGGGCGGGGUGCUGGGCUCGGCCCCCGUCAGCCUGGCCGCCGGCCAGAUCCCCAGCCUGCAGACGGUGACGGUGAACUCUGUGCAGACGGGCAUCCAGUUCCAGCAGGGCGACGACACCGGCAGCCCCGGAGACAUCCAGAUCAAGGAGGAGCCCGACUCGGAGGAGUGGCAGCUGAGCAGCGACUCCACCCUCAACCCCAGCGACCUGUCGCACCUGCGCGUGCGGCUGGUGGAGGAGGAGAUGGAGCAGCACGGCCAGGAGGGCAAGCGCCUCCGCCGCGUGGCCUGCACCUGCCCCAACUGCAAGGAGGCCGGCGGGAGAGGGUCCAACAUGGGGAAGAAGAAGCAGCACAUCUGCCACAUGCCGGGCUGCGGGAAGGUGUACGGCAAGACGUCGCACCUGCGGGCCCACCUGCGCUGGCACUCCGGGGAGCGGCCCUUCGUCUGCACCUGGAUGUUCUGCGGGAAGAGGUUCACGCGCAGCGACGAGCUGCAGAGGCACCGGAGGACGCACACAGGGGAGAAGAAGUUUGUGUGCCCGGAAUGUUCCAAGCGUUUCAUGCGCAGCGACCACCUGGCCAAGCACAUCAAGACGCACCAGAACAAGAAGGGCGUGAACUCUGGGGGCGUGGCCAUGGCCACCGUGGAGACGGCGUCGCCCGACGGCAUCCUCACGGCGGGGGGCACUACGCUCAUCCUCACCAACAUCCAGCCGGGCUCCGUGGCGGGCCUGGGGGCCGCCAACUCCGCCAGCGCCCAGGACCUUCUGUCCAACUCGGAAAUCCCUUUACAGCUCGUCACCGUCUCCGCCAGCGAGGUCAUGGAGUAACGUCGUGGCGACCGUCGCCGCGACUCCUCAGCCCCCUCCCGCUUUCCCCCCCUGUUUUUUAUAUCUAUAAAUAUAUAUAUAAAUAUAUAUAUUUUAAAAGAAAUUAUCUGUUUAUUAUCAUUAGCAGUCUUUUUAAUGUUGGGGCAAAAAUGACACACUCAAAUGCCUUAUUUUGUAUCAUACUCUGUACUAUAAUCUGGUGGAGCUGCAUGUAUUUUUAGCUACUACAAUUCAAUGUAUAAUAGUUCUGAAUAAAAUGUUUUUUUUUGUACAAAGGAAAUGAAUGGUACAGAAAAGAGGGAAAUUGGAGAAACGUCGUCCUGAUUAUACCGCGAACGGGUUCUUGGGGAACUGUACGCGAAACGCGGCGACAGUGAGUCUUGUUGACAGAAAACGUGAAUCGUCUUUUUCAGGCACUGACUCGUGCUUGCUAAAAUGCAAACGUGUUUAUUUACAGGUUAUGACUGUGCGUACAGGGGUAAUAGCGGGUUAUGACUGUACACAAGGGUAAUUAUGCUUCUUAAUUAUGUCCGCGCGAGUCAGAUUGGGACUCGCCGAAGCUCUUUUUGUUUUGAACUUUGUUUAGCCACCGGUUAGGUCGUAACCAGGAAUUUGGCGGGUGGUAACGGGAAAACAAUCAUGUGAUUUGCAAACCGUUUCGUUUUCCCCCCGUUUGUAAGUCUCCCGUCGAUUGGGUCGGUCGUACGCAUUACUGGCGGAAAUGCUUUUUAUAGAACGCUCGCAGCCGUUUGUCGUAUCGGAAGCUCCUCGUUUUGAAUUUCUUUGUAGGUAUCCGGGCCGAGCGCCCGUCCUCACUUUUGUAAAAACUUUAAUUUUCGAACGGAUCGCAUUUAAAUUCCGACUACUUUAUAUAUGAAAAAGCCAUGCAAAAAGGGUUGAGUUGCCAAACUUUCAGAACGACCUGCUCAUGCAAUAAAUGUUGUAUCGCACGGUCACAAGAAUCAACCCCUGCAGCACCUCCCGGCCAAUACGUGUUCAGAGAUCACGUGGUGAAGGACCAAACGAAGAGUCUAUUUCUUGCAUACUGUGUCAUGGUAUACUUGUCAGGGUCUUAAUAUUCCUUUUUUUCUUUAUUAACCCACCCCCCCCCCCCCCCCGUCCUCGUCCCCCCCCAUUAGUGGGGUAAUGGCAGACCCUCAGGCUGUGACAUCACUCAGAGGAUCUUUAAUGUGAGUGAAAUGGUGUCUCCCCCCCAGUGUUCUGGAGAUGGUACUGUUUUCUUACUGGCACUGUUGUACUAUACUAAUCAAUUGCCGUUUAAUAAUAAUCAUCUUUUUUUAUAAACUUACCUUUUUAUAUACUGGCCAGGAAAGUGUGUGUAGUCUAUGCACUCUUUUUUUUUUUUUUUUUUUUUUGCUCUGUCAAAAAAAAAUGUACUUUUUUUUUCUUUUUUAAAAAUGUAUUUCUAUAUUAUUUGUUUCAUUUGUUUUCUAUAUAGAAUUGUUUCCGGCAUUCAUUAUGCAGGUUGUGUAAUGUAAGAUUUGAAGUAUGUGAUUUAUGAGUGCUAUACAAUCUUGUUGCUGGAGUUGAUUAUUCCAGUGACUGGGAUUUUGUUUAAAAAAAAAAAGAAAAAAAAAGUUAGACAAUAUUUUACAAUGUAACUCAUAAGGCCAUCUGAGACUCAGACUCUACCUUGUAAUUGAAAUAUAUUAAACCCAAAGCGGUCAUUAAUAAAACACUAUUUUGACAUUUCA
Molecule: messenger RNA, 4091 nt
Organism: Anguilla rostrata (American eel)
Lineage: Eukaryota; Metazoa; Chordata; Actinopteri; Anguilliformes; Anguillidae
Product: transcription factor Sp3-like
Exons: 7
Coding region: 352-2376 (674 amino acids)
Biological process (GO): regulation of transcription by RNA polymerase II
Molecular function (GO): RNA polymerase II cis-regulatory region sequence-specific DNA binding; DNA-binding transcription factor activity, RNA polymerase II-specific
Source: RefSeq, a predicted model, not a curated record